AAAAAAAAAAACAAAAAAAACAAAAAAAAACCAGUUAAUAGAAAGAAUGCAUUACGUUAUCGCCUGCCUACCUUUUAAAUUAUCAACAUAUGCCUAAACAAUUACACGUACAAACGCCAUAUGCCAUACGCGAAACUUGCUCUAAUGUGGUGUAAUUGCUAAACAUAUUGUUAAAAAGUCUUCUUUCGGUAUAUAUAUAUAUAUAUAUAUAUAUAUAUAGUUUCUUCUUCGGUUCUCAAAGCUAAAUGUAACUCGCGAGCAGCUUCAAUCAUACGUUGCAUGUGAAAAAAUAUUAAUUUUUUUUUAUAAUAUCAGUAACAACAACAACAACAACAACGACUACCAAUUAUUUGGAACGUUUUUUCGGAUUCUUCUUAUCACUCAUACUACAUACUAGCGUCAUCACACGGCCGAAAUAUUUAAAUCGAUUAAUAUGGAAUUUUAUUCGGAUGUGAUCUUAAAGCAAACAAUUUAAAACGAUUUUAGCUCCUCCUUAAUGGAAAUUAAGAAAAAAUCUUCUUAAAAAACUAAAAUCUAAAUAAUUAAAAUUUGAAAAAUAUUUAAAAAAAAAUUAAAAAAUAUUUUGAAACAAAAACUUUCUUGAAAAAAAAAUUAUUUUCAUGAAGCUGCAUGCUAUGUCAUCGUACUCGUCAAGAUUGCUGUUAAAAUCAAAAUUUACAACAAUAACAAUAAUAAUAGCUACCUUAGUGCAAAUAUGAGAACACGUUUAACAACAUUGUGCAAUAGUGUACAUCGAGGCAUAAAAAGUUAUUUUCCUAAAUGUCCACUUUUCUCCUCUUACUUCAAUUACGGUGAUCUUCUUACUUAUCACUCAUAAGUUUCAUUUCUGUUCUUUAAAACGUCAUUGCCGGGAAAAAAAAAGACGUAAGAAGUUUGACGAAAACCAUAUACAAAUAUAGUGUUUUUUGUUGUGAUUUUGUCGAGAUAAAAGAGAAGGAGAAAACAAAUAAAAAAAAAGAAAAAAAAAAAAAAAGAGGAAAACAACGAAGUUAAGAAGUAAAAUAGAAUAAAACACGCGUAAAGGCAGAAAUUGAUGAGGAGAGCAGAGCCGACUUUUUUUCAUCUGGAUGCCAUAACAACUGAAAACCAGUGAGUGUGUUUCACAUGCAUAAAUAAAUAUGUACAUACAUAUAUACAUAUAUGCUAUCGUAUAUGUUGUAAUUGCUAUAGUAACUACCUGCACACAAACGCUCACCAAUUGAUAGCUUUGUAAAACGCUAGUAAGAGUGAAACAAAAAAAAAAAGAAAAAAGUAAAAAGAAUAAGAAUAAGAGAGAAAAGAAGAAAAGAAAAUAAACGAAAGGACCAAGAGUUUAAAGAAAAAAAUGGCUGCCAUGGUUAAUAUGAGCAACCUGUUGAGUGGUAAAGAUUCGCGGUGGCUGCAAUUAGAAGUAUGCCGUGAAUUUCAAAGGAAUAAAUGUUCACGCCAAGAUACCGAAUGCAAGUUUGCUCAUCCGCCCGCUAAUGUUGAAGUUCAAAAUGGCAAAGUGACCGCCUGCUAUGACAGCAUUAAGGGUCGAUGUAAUCGUGAUAAACCGCCAUGCAAAUAUUUUCAUCCACCUCAACAUUUAAAAGAUCAAUUAUUGAUAAAUGGACGCAAUCAUCUUGCCUUGAAAAAUGCAUUAAUGCAACAAAUGGGAAUCGCAUCUGGGCAGCCAGUUCUAGCGGGUCAAGUGCCAACGGUGGCGGCAAACCCCUACUUGACUGGUAUACCGGCCAACACAUACAGUCCAUAUUUUGCACCUGGACAUUUAGUGCCUGCCUUAUUGGGUCCUGAUCCUGCUGCUGUGGCCUCGCAAUUAGGACCAGUAGUACCGCAAGCUGUCCAAGUUACCCAACAAAAAUUACCGCGUUCCGAUAGAUUAGAGGUUUGCCGUGAAUUUAUGCGCGGUGCUUGCAAGCGUGCCGAAUCAGAAUGUCGUUUUGCGCAUCCGCAGGAGAGCGUAGCAAGACACGACGACGGUUCCAUUACGGUGUGCAUGGACGCCGUAAAAGGUAGAUGCACUCGAGAUCCCUGCCGUUAUUUUCAUCCUCCAUUGCACCUACAGGCACAACUAAAAGCGGCUCAAUCACGCGCUACCGCUGUCGCUGCAGCCGCUGCGACUGCACCUGUUACCGUUUCCGCUGGUACUUUCAUACACCAUCAACAACAACAUCAACAUCAACAACAACAACAAUCAUCACCACCAUCAACGACGACGGGCACUGCUGCACUUACGACUACACAGCAAACGAAUACAGCGAAUACAGCAGCUCCCGCUGCAGUGGCCCAUGGCCAGCAGCACACUUUGGAACUGGGCAAGAAACGUGCCGCCGGUACCGACAUGUUUCAAUUGAUGGAUGUUAAAACUGUUGGUUCAUUUUACUAUGAAAAUUUCGCAUACUCGGGUAUGGUACCGAUUAAACGUCCUGCUGCUGAAAAAUAUGGCAAUCCUGUGUAUCCGGGCGCGACCACUUAUCAACAGUUGAUGCAAUUACAACAGCCAUUCGUUCCAAUCUCAUCUUCUAGCAAAAUACCGCCAAAUGCUUCUUAUGUUAUAUAUACCGAUGAAAAUGGUCAGUUACUGGACACCCUCCCGGUGUGCCAAGAUUUUAAUAGAUCUAUGUGCAGUCGGUUAAAUUGUAGAUUCGUUCAUUUGACUGAAGAUGAUAAAGUUGAAGUAUGUGAUCAACGUGUGGCUGUGUGUCGCGACCAUGCUAAUGGUCAGUGCAGACGUAAACAAUGUAAAUAUUAUCAUAUACCAAUCGUUCUGCCGCCCGCGAACGUUAUGGCAGCGCUAAUCAAUAGUAACACCAGCGGCAUCAGCAAUAAUAACAUUAACAAUAAUCUAAAUCAAGAACAACAACAACAACAACAAAAUAAUAAUAAUUAUAAGCAACAACAACAACAACAACAACAAAAGCUAGCAGGGUCAACAAUUGCCACCACAAACUAUAAUAAUAACUUGAUUAUUAUAGAACCACAACAUCAGCAUCCAGCUCAGCAAUCACAGCAACAGAUCCACAAUUUCGAUGCUGAAACCACUAUAGCUGGAGGCUACGGCACCUUAACUAACAAAAUAGCUUUAACAACAGCAUCGUCUAAAAUUUACAAUACUGCGCCACCACCACCACCACCAGCGGCAGCGGUGGCCUAUCAUCCUGUGCACUAUACAACUGCUGGUACACCGUAUCAUCAUCCUCAUCAUCAACUGCAACAUCAGCACCAUCAUUAUCAUAUAACUCCACCAUAUUCACCGUCAGCUGCAUCCACUACUUCAUCGAACUCAUCAGCCUGUCCCAAGCCAACAUCACCCAUAUUAUCUUCGACAACUACGCUUCCAACGAAUUCGACAGCUACAAAGCCCACCCCUAUAGCAGCGACGCACUAUGUGCCCACCACCACAUUUCUAAAAGCUUCGCCUGCCAUGACCAUUGCAAUUGCCACUCAGGCACCACUUUUAUUAGGCAACACUAACACGAACAGCGAGUACGGCUCUAAUUGCAUUCCGAUUAUAACAACACCGCCUGCAUUGACACCACUAACGCCGGUAACUCAGCAUCCAGCUUUUAUGUAUCCGGCAACACCGCAAACGCAGCAUUAAACAACCAAAAAAAAAAAAAAAAAUAAAACCAAAACAAAAUAAAA
This is a messenger RNA of Glossina fuscipes, 3648 nucleotides long. It is a transcript of the gene mbl, whose product is annotated as protein muscleblind. The record is from RefSeq and is a predicted model, not a curated record. The transcript has 13 exons. The coding region runs from base 1346 to 3604 and encodes 752 amino acids. Gene Ontology annotation, molecular function: metal ion binding. Lineage: Eukaryota; Metazoa; Arthropoda; Insecta; Diptera; Glossinidae.